CAUUGAGACCCCGUGCACUCAGUCUGUACGUUCGGGUAGGCUACGUGCAGCAUCAGUUCUGUCUUCCUUGCCCUCCAUCUGUACAACAAGAUGCGUGAAAUUGUUCACAUCCAGGCCGGCCAGUGCGGAAACCAAAUCGGAGCCAAGUUUUGGGAAGUGAUCUCCGAUGAGCACGGCAUUGAUCCCACUGGAAGCUACCACGGGGACUCCGACUUGCAGCUGGAACGCAUCAAUGUCUACUACAAUGAGGCUUCCGGAGGCAAAUACGUGCCGCGUGCCAUCCUCGUGGAUCUGGAGCCCGGCACCAUGGACUCCGUACGGUCUGGACCUUUCGGCCAGCUCUUCAGGCCAGACAACUUCGUCUUCGGCCAGAGCGGCGCGGGGAACAACUGGGCCAAGGGCCACUACACAGAGGGUGCCGAGCUCGUGGACUCCGUGCUCGACGUCGUCCGCAAGGAAGCCGAGGGCUGUGACUGCCUGCAGGGCUUCCAGCUAACACACUCGCUCGGAGGGGGCACCGGCUCGGGCAUGGGCACCCUGCUCAUCUCGAAGAUCCGUGAGGAGUACCCGGAUCGGAUCAUGAACACUUUCUCGGUCGUCCCCUCGCCAAAGGUCUCCGACACGGUGGUUGAGCCCUACAAUGCAACCCUCUCGGUCCACCAGCUGGUGGAGAACACGGACGAGACAUUCUGCAUCGACAACGAGGCUCUGUACGACAUCUGCUUCCGCACGCUGAAGCUGACCACGCCCACAUACGGAGACCUCAACCACCUCGUGUCUGCAACCAUGUCUGGCGUCACAACCUGCCUUAGGUUCCCAGGCCAGCUGAAUGCUGACCUGCGCAAGCUUGCAGUCAACAUGGUUCCCUUCCCUCGCCUGCACUUUUUCAUGCCUGGCUUCGCGCCCCUCACCGCCCGUGGCUCGCAGCAGUACCGUGCUCUGACGGUGCCCGAGCUGACCCAGCAGAUGUUCGACGCCAAGAACAUGAUGGCCGCCUGCGACCCCAGGCACGGCCGGUACCUCACGGUGGCAGCCAUCUUCCGCGGCCGCAUGAGCAUGCGCGAGGUCGACGAGCAGAUGCUCAACGUGCAGAACAAGAACUCCUCCUACUUCGUCGAGUGGAUCCCGAACAACGUCAAGACCGCCGUCUGCGACAUUCCGCCCCGUGGUCUCAAGAUGUCAGCCACAUUCAUUGGGAACAGCACUGCCAUCCAGGAGCUCUUCAAACGAAUCUCCGAACAGUUCACAGCCAUGUUCCGCCGCAAAGCUUUCCUCCACUGGUACACUGGCGAGGGCAUGGACGAGAUGGAGUUCACGGAGGCGGAGUCCAACAUGAACGACCUGGUUUCCGAGUAUCAGCAGUACCAAGAGGCCACCGCAGACGAGGAGGGAGAGUUCGACGACGAGCCAGAGGCUGAUGCCGAAGCUUAGGCACAAUUUUUUUGUUUUGUGUUUAUCGUUUUUCUUUUUUUUUUCUCGCCGGUGUCCGGCAUCCUCCACCCCCUGUUCAUUUCUCCCAGUGAUUUUUUUUUUUUGCUUCAUUCAUGUUCAAUAAAUUAUUUUGUUCAAGCCUA
Dermacentor andersoni is the source of this 1574-nucleotide messenger RNA. Its product is annotated as tubulin beta chain-like. NCBI's taxonomy places the organism in Eukaryota, Metazoa, Arthropoda, Arachnida, Ixodida, Ixodidae. The record is from RefSeq and is a predicted model, not a curated record. Gene Ontology annotation, biological process: microtubule-based process. Gene Ontology annotation, cellular component: microtubule. Gene Ontology annotation, molecular function: structural constituent of cytoskeleton; GTPase activity; GTP binding.